Molecule: messenger RNA, 6069 nt
Organism: Nerophis lumbriciformis (worm pipefish)
Lineage: Eukaryota; Metazoa; Chordata; Actinopteri; Syngnathiformes; Syngnathidae
Gene: myh7ba
Product: myosin, heavy chain 7B, cardiac muscle, beta a
Cellular component (GO): cytoplasm; myosin II complex; myosin filament
Molecular function (GO): ATP binding; microfilament motor activity; actin filament binding
Source: RefSeq, a predicted model, not a curated record
CAACACGCUAUAAAGGAGGGUACUUCUCGCCCUGCUGUUAAAUCCUCGUCAGCGGACAACUUUGCGCAUUUCUUUUGCUCUCCCGCCAUCUGUGAGGAGUGAAGAGUCGGAGCCAUGUCUCGUUUUGACAGGAAGGAGUUCGGUGAAGCGGCGCCGUUUUUACGCAAAUCCGACUUGGAGCAACUGACGGUGCAAACAGUCAGCUUUGACGGUAAGAAGCGAGCGUGGAUCCCUGAUGAGAAAGAGGCGUACAUUGAAAUCGAGAUCAAGGAGACAACUGGGGACAAAGUCGUCGUCCAGACCAAAGAUGGGAAGACUCGAACCGUGAAGGAUGGAGACAUUCAGCAGAUGAACCCACCCAAGUAUGAUAUGUUAGAAGACAUGGCAAUGUUGACGCAUCUCAACGAGGCCUCUGUCCUCUUCAACCUGCGCAGACGCUACUCCGCCUGGAUGAUCUAUACAUACUCGGGUCUCUUCUGUGUCACUGUGAACCCGUACAAAUGGCUGCCAGUCUACACGGCGCCCGUGGUCGCCGCCUACAAAGGCAAACGCCGCUCUGAAGCGCCGCCACACAUCUAUUCCAUCGCAGAUAAUGCCUACAAUGACAUGCUGCGUAAUCGGGAGAACCAGUCCAUGCUAAUCACCGGAGAAUCCGGUGCUGGCAAAACUGUCAACACGAAACGUGUCAUUCAGUAUUUUGCCAUUGUGGCAGCUCUUGGGGAAGCAUCUGCUAAGAAAGCAGCUCCUGCCACCAAGACGGGGGGGACCUUGGAAGAUCAAAUCAUUGAGGCCAACCCUGCUAUGGAAGCGUUUGGUAAUGCCAAAACAUUGAGGAAUGACAACUCAUCCCGUUUUGGAAAGUUUAUCAGGAUACACUUUGGUCCCACGGGCAAACUGGCUUCUGCUGACAUUGAUAUAUAUCUUCUGGAAAAAUCCAGAGUUAUUUUCCAGCAGCCAUGCGAGAGGAGCUACCAUAUCUACUACCAGAUCAUGUCUCAGAAGAAACCAGAACUUUUAGAUAUGCUGCUGGUGUCUUCCAACCCGUACGACUAUCACGUCUGCUCCCAGGGGGUGAUCACUGUGGAGAACCUGGAUGAUGGAGAGGAGCUCAUGGCCACCGAUCACGCCAUGGACAUCCUGGGUUUCAGUCUCGACGAAAAGUAUGGCUGCUAUAAAAUAGUCGGGGCCAUAAUGCACUUCGGCAACAUGAAGUUCAAGCAAAAGCAGCGCGAGGAGCAGGCGGAUGCCGACGGCACUGAAAGUACGGACAAGGCCUCGUACCUGAUGGGAGUCAGUUCAGCUGACCUCAUCAAAGGCCUCCUUCACCCAAGGGUGAAAGUGGGCAAUGAGUAUGUGGUGAAGGGACAGAAUGUUGAACAGGUUAACUACGCUGUGGGCGCUCUGGCCAAAGCCACAUAUGACCGCAUGUUCAAAUGGCUGGUGGGAAGGAUCAACAAGACCUUGUACACCUCGCUGCCUCGCCAGUUCUUCAUAGGAGUUCUGGACAUCGCUGGCUUUGAAAUCUUUGAACUCAACAGCUUCGAGCAGCUGUGCAUCAACUUCACCAAUGAGAAACUGCAACAGUUCUUCAAUCAUCACAUGUUUAUCCUGGAGCAGGAGGAGUACAAAAGGGAGGGCAUUGAAUGGACCUUCAUUGACUUUGGCCUGGACCUCCAAGCAUGUAUUGAUCUCAUUGAGAAGCCUCUUGGCAUCAUGUCAAUCCUGGAAGAGGAGUGCAUGUUCCCGAAAGCCACAGACAACAGCUUUAAAGCCAAGAUGUACGACAAUCACAUUGGCAAAUCCCCCAAUUUCCAAAAGCCACGGCCGGACAAGAAGCGCAAGUACGAGGCUCACUUCGAGCUUGUGCACUAUGCAGGAGUGGUGCCAUACAACAUCAUUGGCUGGCUAGACAAAAACAAAGAUCCACUUAAUGAGACGGUGGUGGCGGUUUUCCAGAAGUCCGCUAACAAGCUGUUAGCUUCUCUCUAUGAGAAUUACGUCGGUUCAGAUUCAGCUGAUCCUAAGCCGGGGACCAAGGAGAAGCGGAGAAAGGCGGCCUCUUUCCAGACUGUGUCCCAGCUUCACAAGGAAAAUCUAAACAAGCUGAUGACUAACCUGCGCAGCACCCAGCCCCACUUUGUGCGCUGCAUCAUCCCCAAUGAGACCAAGACUCCAGGGAUCAUGGACGCAUUUCUAGUGCUGCACCAGCUCCGCUGCAACGGGGUGUUGGAGGGCAUCAGAAUCUGCAGAAAGGGCUUUCCCAAUCGCAUCUUCUACGCUGAGUUUAAGCAGCGCUAUCGUAUUCUGAACCCACAAGCCAUCCCAGAUGAUAAGUUUAUGGAUAGCAGGAAAGGAGCAGAGAAGCUGCUUGGCUCCUUGGAUCUUGACCGUAGCCAGUAUAGAUUUGGACACACAAAGGUGUUCUUCAAGGCUGGUCUACUGGGUCAGCUGGAGGAAAUGAGGGACGAACGUCUUGCCAAAGUGUUGACGAUGCUGCAGGCCGUUGCUCGAGGCAAAAUCAUGAGGAUGCUGCUGAGGAAGAUGUUGGAAAAAAAGGAUGCUUUGAUGAUCAUCCAGUGGAAUAUCCGGGCCUUCAACACAGUCAAACACUGGCCCUGGAUGAAGCUCUUCUUCAAGAUCAAGCCUCUUCUGAGAAGUGCGGCCACAGAGAAGGAGCUGGCCGCUAUGAAAGAGGAGCUGGCCAAGCUGAAGGAGGCCUUGGAGAAAUCCGAGGUAAAGCGUAAGGAGCUGGAGGAGCGGCAGGUCGGCCUGACCCAAGAGAAGAACGACCUCUCGCUCCAGCUGCAGACAGAGCAAGAUAAUCUUGCCGACGCCGAAGACCGCUGCGACCUGCUCAUCAAAACUAAGUUCCAGCUGGAGGCCAAAGUGAAAGAACUCCUCGAGAGGCUGGAGGAUGAGGAGGAGACAAGCUCUAAUGUGUUGGCCAAGAAGCGGAAGCUGGAGGACGAGUGUUCCGAGCUGAAGAGAGACAUUGACGACCUGGAGGUCACCUUGGCCAAAGUGGAGAAGGAGAAACACGCCACUGAGAAUAAGGUGAAGAACAUGAUUGAGGAAAUGGCCGCUCUGGAUGAAAACAUAAUGAAGCUAACUAAGGAGAAGAAGGCCCUCCAAGAGGCCCACCAGCAGACUCUUGAUGAUCUUCAGGCAGAGGAAGACAAAGUCAACUCUCUGACUAAAGCCAAGGCCAAGCUGGAGCAGCAAGUUGAUGAUCUGGAGGGCUCCCUAGAACAAGAGAAGAAGCUGCGUAUGGACUUAGAACGAGCCAAACGCAAGCUGGAGGGAGAUCUAAAACUCUCUUUGGAAUCUGUCAUGGAUCUGGAGAACGACAAACAGCAGGCUGAAGAGCGGCUCAAAAAAAAAGACUUUGAACUAAGUGAAAUGAACUCAAAAAGAGAAGACGAGCAGGCGUUGGUCAAUCAGCUCCAGAAGAAAAUCAAAGAGUUACUGGCUCGCAUAGAGGAGCUGGAGGAAGAGCUGGAGGCCGACAGAUCUUGUAGAGCUAAAGUGGAGAAGCAGCGUGGCGAUGUGGCCAGAGAGCUCGAGGAUCUGAGCGAGCGCCUGGAAGAGUCCGGCGGAGCGACGUCGGUCCAGAUAGAGAUCAAUAAGAAGAGAGAGACUGAUUUCCUGAAGCUGCGGCGGGAUCUCGAGGAAGCCAUGCUGCACCACGAGACCACCACCGGCGCCUUGAGGAAGAAGCACGCCGACAGCGUUGCUGAGCUGAGCGAGCAGCUCGACAGCCUGCAGCGAGUCAAGCAGAAGCUGGAGAAAGAGAGGAGCGAGGCCAAGAUGGAGGCAGAUGACCUGGCCUCCACUGUGGAACAACUCUCCAAGGGCAAGGCUAAUGCAGAGAAGAAUUGUCGUCUGUAUGAAGAUCAGAUGAACGAAGCCAAAGCCAAAGCGGAGGAACUCCAGAGGCAGCUCAAUGAUAGCAGCAACCUCAAGGCCCGAGCUCAGGCUGAGAGCGCCGAGAUGGGAAGGAAGCUGGAAGAGCGUGAAUCGACGGUCUCACAGCUCCAGCGCGCCAAGACCUCCUUCGGCCAAAAUGCCGAGGACCUCAAGAAGCAGCUGGAGGAGGAGGCGAAGGCUAAGAACGCCCUGGCGCACGCCCUACAGUCUUCCCGCCAUGACUGUGAUCUCCUCAGAGAGCAGUAUGACGAGGAACAAGAGGCCAAGGCGGAGAUGCAGAGAGCUCUGUCCAAGGCCAACGCUGAGGUUGCACAGUGGAGGACCAAAUAUGAAACUGAUGCCAUCCAGAGGACCGAAGAGCUGGAAGAAGCAAAGAAGAAGCUGGUGGCGCGACUUCAAGAGGUAGAGGAGACAAUGGAGGCCUCCAAUGCCAAGUGCUCCUCUCUGGAGAAGACCAAGCACAGACUCCAGACAGAGAUCGAAGACUUGGCCAUCGAUUUGGAACGUGCCAACGCUGCAGCUGCUGCCCUGGACAAGAAGCAACGGAAUUUUGACAAGGUGCUGGCUGAGUGGAAACAGAAGUAUGAGGAGUGUCAGAUGGAGCUGGAAGGUUCUCAGAAAGAGUCUCGCGGUCUGAGCACGGAGCUGUUCAAACUGAAGAACUCCUACGAGGAGACUCUGGAUCAUCUUGAGACCAUCAAGCGGGAGAACAAGAACCUGCAAGAGGAGAUCGCUGACCUGUCUGACCAAGUCAGUCAGGGACACAAAACCAUCCAGGAGCUGGAGAAGAUGAAGAAAUCUCUGGACUUGGAGAAAAGUGAGAUCCAAGCAGCUCUGGAAGAAGCUGAAGGCACGCUGGAGCAUGAAGAAAGCAAAACUCUUCGCAUCCAACUGGAGCUCAACCAGAUCAAGUCUGACGUUGACAGGAAGUUGGCAGAGAAGGAUGAAGAAAUCGACACCCUUCGCCGGAACCAGCAGAGAGCCCUGGACUCCCUGCAGGCCACCUUGGAUGCCGAGACCAAGUCUCGCAAUGAGGCGGUGCGGCUGAGGAAGAAGAUGGAGGGAGACCUGAAUGAGAUGGAGGUGCAGCUGAGCCACGCCAACAGGCAGGCCGCGGAGUCUCAGAAACUCUUGAGGAAUCUGCAGCUUCAGAUCAAGGACAUUCAACUGGAGCUGGACGACACCACCCACAAGAAGGAGGAGCUGCAGGAGCAGGUGGCCUUGACCGAGCGUCGCAACAACCUGCUGGCCGCCGAGGUGGAGGAGCUCAGGGCUCUUCUGGAGCAGAACGACCGCGCUCGCAAGAUGGCGGAACACGAGCUGCUUGAAGCUACCGAGAGGGUCAACCUGCUGCACUCGCAGAACACGAGUCUGAUCAACCAGAAGAAGAAGCUGGAAGGUGAUCUCUCCACGCUGUCCAACGAGGUGGACGACGCGGUGCAGGAGUGUCGCAAUGCAGAGGAGAAGGCCAAGAAGGCCAUCACUGAUGCGGCCAUGAUGGCAGAGGAGCUGAAGAAGGAGCAAGACACCAGCGGCCAUCUGGAGAGGAUGAAAAGGAACAUGGAGCAGACCAUCAAGGACCUGCAGCUGCGUCUGGACGAGGCCGAGCAGAUCGCUCUGAAGGGAGGCAAAAAGCAAGUCCAGAAGUUGGAGUCCAGGGUGAAAGAACUGGAGAACGAACUGGACGCGGAGCAGAAGAGAAACCAAGAGCAGCAGAAGACCGUACGCAAAUACGAGAGAAGAGUCAAAGAGUUGUCCUAUCAGGGCGAGGAGGACAAGAAGAGUGUGUUGCGCCUGCAGGAUCUCAUUGACAAGCUGCAGAUGAAAGUCAAGAGUUACAAAAGACAGUCUGAGGAAGCGGAGGAGCAGGCCAAUACCAACUUGGCCAAGUACAGGAAGCUCCAACAUGAGCUGGACGAUGCGGCAGAGCGAGCUGACACGGCCGAAUCUCAAGUCAACAAGCUGCGCGUCCGCACACGAGACCAAGGCAGCAAGCUCCCUGAGUGACGGCGAGGCUGCAUGCAGACGUCACAAACAGCUGCAACAGCUGGCUUGAACGACGACUUGGAACUUUGGCGUGUGUUUGUGUGUGUGAACUUAUGCUAGAAGAAUCCCACAAUAACUCUAAAGAAUGGACUUUAU